Molecule: messenger RNA, 2146 nt
Organism: Schistosoma mattheei
Lineage: Eukaryota; Metazoa; Platyhelminthes; Trematoda; Strigeidida; Schistosomatidae
Source: the annotation of a GenBank genome assembly
UUUCAAUUACCCGCGAUUGAGGAUUGAGGUUUGAGCUCUAUUUGUUUAAGUUCUUAGCACAACCACAGAGGGCACAUUGUACGGAGGCAUGACUCGUAAACGAAGGAAUCAUGGUAGGUCGAAGAAAGGCCGAGGUCAUGUUGGCUUCAUACGUUGUACAAAUUGUGGUCGAGCAUGUCCUAAAGAUAAAUCUGUAUGGAAAUUAGUGACACGAAGUAUGGUAGAAGCCGCCGCCGUUAAAGAUUUGGAAGACGCGUCGGUGUAUGGCAAAAACUACGCCGUUCCCAAAUUGUACGUCAAACUUCAAUACUGUAUCAGUUGUGCCAUCCACAGUAAAGUUCUUCGAAAUCGUAGUCGGGAAUCAAGGCGUCUCAGAAGGAUUAUAGUUAAACCUCGGGUUAAGUUCACACGUCCUAUUGCUCCAAGGGCAUGAUUGCAUGAAUAAAUUUUCAUUCAUUGGACUUUGCCUUUUGAUUUUUGUCAGAAAGUUGUGUUUGUUGGUCAAAAUCCGUUACUCCUAUUAUUCCUGACAUGAAUGCGUGUGGUUUAUUUGGUCUCAGAAUCCUUAUCUGUUGUUUAGAGUGAACAUCUUUUACUAGGCAAUUGUCAUUCAUUCGUUGUUUCGUAAAUACAUUGUUCUUUAAGAUGCUUACAUAUAAUUCACGCCUACUUUUUAAGAACGGACCUAUUCACUAGGCUGGUGUGUUUACAACAGAACAAACAGUGCAGCUGCAAAAUGAGGUCAAAAUUGCGACUGUUUCGCUGAUGACUCAAGGUUUGAAUCGGUAAAGCUGUGCGUGGUCUUACGUUUAUGAUGACUGGCUAACUGAUGCGGUGGUGCCUAAGUAUUGUUUUGUUGGUUUAAUCAUCACUAGCUUAAGUUUACGUCUAGGAAGUAACAGUUCGGAUAUCCUGAAACUAAUUAGCCGCAAACGUAAAAUGCCUCCCGGAUACUAUUCUGUUUGGAUAUGGAUGGUUAAGUGAAACUGCGUUUGUACUUGAAUAUUGCCGAGCAACAUUGAAAGCAAAAAAUUAUGUACAAAGGAUGUUCUAUCAUGAGGUUGUAUUUGUAUAAUGAAACACUGCGUUGAGCCGAAUGCAUUUCGUAUUCGUGGAUACCUCUCACAAUGGUGACAAGUACACUGAAUCAGUCAUUAAAACUCGGACAGACUGUAUGGGGUUAUUUCAUGUUUAUUAUUUGACUGACUUUCCGUAGUCGCGAAAUAAUCUGCCGGCAGGUUUCUACUGGACUUAGAGUCUAUAUUCAUCUUGAUAUUGUAAAUCAUCAUCCUCAAUACUCGAGGUGUUCUGCUGCCACUAAAUCCGAUAAAAUACAGAGCAAAAGGUUUUCGGGAACUUUGAUUUGAUGGUUUACGAAUGUUCAGGAUGUAAUCAAGCAAACCAUUAUGAUUGUUUAUAGGUAUGUCCAUUCAUGAGAUGGUCUGCAGAUGCAUUCUGCUACCUAAGUAAACUGCUGUCCUGGUGGACAUUGUUAUCUAUUUGGGUAAAAAAUAUGAUACGCGGGUGUUUAUUCUUAGAAGCAGUCAUAGAAAAGCAUAUUAUUAACAUGAUAGUCUUAUACUAUCUCACUACAUAAGGCGUAAACGUAGAUCACCCUAACUAGCUUCUGAAACCUUAGCUUUGACCAGGAAUUUGUGAAACACUCUUAGUCAAGCGUCUUUGCGAACGUGUUUUUGGUCGUCACCACAGAAAGUAGUAGUGAUAUAUUCUGGGAAGUGUCUGUCAGUUGCAACAGUGGACGAUUUUGUGAGUGGGUGUUCACUGUUUCAGUCCAAUUUAUCUGUUGUGGAUCGCUACUGCAUUCAUAGAUCCAAAACAUAUACCGUUUAAAGGCUCACUUGGUACUGUUGGUUUUCGUUUCAACAAUUUAGUUAAAUUAUAGCAUACAACUGUUGCAGAAGUCAGUCCGGUGCAUGUUUGUAAUGAAAUGCCUUGAUUAGACGCGGUAAGUUCGGGCUUGUUAAGAAAUAUUGGGAAGUGAAAACAGCCCAAAGUGGCUUUGUAAAACUUAGCGUCAUGUCAUCGGAUGUGUGGAUUCCCAUAAGCUCCAUGUGAGCUAGCUGUAAAUUACUGCGAUGAAAUGGUGAACUAAGAAGUACUUCUGCAAUGGGACUCGUAUUAGCCA